AUGGAGGGCCUCCUGGGCGACCCAUGCAUCCCCAUCUGCUGGACGCGCAUCUGGCGCAACUCGUAUGGCCGCCUGUUCAACGUUAACAAGGCCCACAAAGAGCGCGACCCGAGUACGGAUACAUUUCGGAAGCGGGAUUCCGUUCUAACGAUCUUCGCUCAUCAAGGCCGGAACCGACAGCAGAGCUACCAGCAGCUACUUCUGAACAUCCGGGCGAUCCUGAAGCAGAAAGACAGUCAGAAGCCUCAACUCUCGAAAUUUCAUCCUAUGGAUGUGAACUGGUUAUUCAAUUGCCGAUGCUUCCCUCGCUCAAAAGCGACGAUCAUUGGACGCUUGUAG
Molecule: messenger RNA, 339 nt
Organism: Dichomitus squalens LYAD-421 SS1
Lineage: Eukaryota; Fungi; Basidiomycota; Agaricomycetes; Polyporales; Polyporaceae
Exons: 4
Coding region: 1-339 (112 amino acids)
Source: RefSeq, a predicted model, not a curated record